AUGGCGGCCAAAACCCUAAUCAGGUCUGGAGCUUCGUUGAUGAAUCGGUUUCUGACAAAGCCGACGACGAAUGUUGUUCAGAACAAUCUCAGAUCGUUUCAGCAGAUAGCUCCACAGGGACAAGAACUCCCGCCGUAUUUUUUCCCGUCGUUGUCGAAUCUACAGAGCUCGCUCAAUUCGCGCCCUAACGACACUGUUUCGCUCAAGGAACUCUCCGAACGUGGGUUUCUCUACCCUUCUGGUCUUCCUUCGCUCGAGUUCUUCUUACCAGAAGUUGAUCCUUCAACUGAGCCAUUGCUUCUAUUUCCUAAGAGGACAUUCCAACCAAGCACUAUCAGGCGCAAACGGAACCAUGGAUUCUUUGCUCGCAAGGCAACCAAGGGUGGGCGGAGAGUCAUAGCUCGGAGAGUAGCCAAAGGGCGCCACAGAGUCACGGCCUAG
Arabis nemorensis is the source of this 441-nucleotide messenger RNA. The record is from the annotation of a GenBank genome assembly. Lineage: Eukaryota; Viridiplantae; Streptophyta; Magnoliopsida; Brassicales; Brassicaceae.